This is a messenger RNA of Prorocentrum cordatum, 445 nucleotides long. The record is from the annotation of a GenBank genome assembly. NCBI's taxonomy places the organism in Eukaryota, Dinophyceae, Prorocentrales, Prorocentraceae.
GUUUGAGCGGUUCAACGAGAAGGCGAUCAAGGCGGUGAUGAUGGCGCAAGAAGAGUCCCGGCGCCUCGGCCACAACUACGUCGGCACCGAGAUGCUGCUCGUCGGCAUCGUGGCGGAGAGCUCGGGCGCCGCGGCCAAGGUCCUCAAGAAGAUGGGGGUCCAGCUGAAGGACACCCGCAAGGCGGUAGAAGAGAUGGUCGGGCGCGGCAGUGGCAUGACCGCCGUGGAGAUCCCCUUCACCCCCGCCGCCAAGCGGGUCCUGUCGGACGGCGUGGAGGAGGCGAAGCGCCUCAAUUCCAACAACGCGGCGGUGGACCCCGCGCACAUCCUGCUGGCGCUCAUCAAGGAGGACGGCGGCAACGCGGUGAAGCUGCUGCAGAAACUCGACGUCGACCCCAGCAAGGUUCCCGAGGAGAUCAUGAAGAACCCCCAGCGCGCGUGGUAA